This is a messenger RNA of Capsicum annuum, 2479 nucleotides long. RefSeq names its product xyloglucan galactosyltransferase XLT2-like. NCBI's taxonomy places the organism in Eukaryota, Viridiplantae, Streptophyta, Magnoliopsida, Solanales, Solanaceae. The transcript has a single exon. Gene Ontology annotation, molecular function: galactosyltransferase activity. Gene Ontology annotation, biological process: xyloglucan biosynthetic process. The record is from RefSeq and is a predicted model, not a curated record. The coding region runs from base 496 to 2040 and encodes 514 amino acids.
UAACUUUCGAAUUUUAAAAUUCGAAGGAGUCGAUCUUGGAUCUUUUAAAUACUAUUUUGAAUUGGCUAAAUUUUUAUAUAAUUUUCAAACAUAAAAAUUCUAUUCAAAACUAGAAAAUUUUAUGCCCAACAAAUCUAAAUGGCCCGACUUGCAAAAAGCAAAAAGUGACUCAUAAACUAAAGUAAAACCGUGAUGGUAGUAUUAUUUUGGAUACAAUAAUUUUGUAUAGUUAAUUUCUAAAAUUAUCUAUUAAAUAAUAAAUUAUGCCAUGUAAUAUAAUUAGGAUUAGUAAACGCUGGGUGUGUCGGUAGUGUAGUAGUAAGUAAAGAACCUCACAUUUGUUUAUUUUACCCACAAUCUGUCAGUUACAAUAAGCGAAGCAACCACUCUGCUGCUAAAACCAUUUUCUAUCCUUCAGUUCUCUGCUUUACAGCCAUUUCUUGUUUAUUAUACAAUUCUUCCAGUCGCUUUUUUCAGUAUAAUAAUUUUCAUCAAAUGCUUCCUCCUUACUCCGGCGAGUCGCCGGACGCCGAUGAAACCCUACGUAAACCUCCCAAAUCCAACAACAAUGACUUUAUCAAGAAUGCUGUAACCAAUUUCCAGUACCAGAUUUCUACUCACCCAAGAUUCUGGCUUUUCACCUUCUUCCUCUUUUUCCAACUUCUUGUUCUCAUUUUCACCCGCAAUUCUCCUUUCCCCUUUUCAGUCCACUCUCCGCCUAGUCCUCUCCCUCAUUUCCCUACAGAAAUCGCUGUAUUUGCCGAUAUACAGAGACCCCAUGAAGGCGGAAAUGUGAUUUAUCCCUUCGGUGAUUCUGAAUGCGAGUAUGGUCGGGUUUAUGUCUAUGAUUUGCCAUCCAAAUUUAACGAAGAUUUAGCUUUGUUAACCUGUGACGAUCUAGACCCAUGGAAGUGGCAGUGUGGCCUUGUGACCAAUGACGGAUACGGAAAGAAAUCGACGGAGCUCGCCGGAAUCUUGCCCGGAAAUCUCUCCGAAGCGUGGUACCGGACAAAUCAGUUCUCAUCGGAGGUAAUAUUUCAUUACCGGCUUUUAAACUAUAGAUGUAGAACUAACGACCCAGAAUCUGCUACGGCUUUCUAUAUUCCGUUCUACGCCGGACAGGCUGUUGGAAAAUACCUUUGGACUGAUGAAAUCGAAAAUCGUGAUUUGCUUAGUAACAAAUUAUUGAAAUGGGUUCAAAGGCAAAAGUAUUGGAAAAAGUAUAAGGGUUUAGAUCAUUUCCUAACUCUUGGUCGGAUAACGUGGGAUUUCCGGCGAUUAGGUGAUCCAGAGAAACUGUGGGGGUCCACUUUUCUCAAUCGACCACAGAUGCGGAAUGUUACACGGUUCACAAUCGAGAAGGCUCCAUGGGAUGCAAAUGAUAUUAGUGUACCUUACCCUACUGGAUUCCACCCUCACUCUGUGGAAGAACUCCGGCAAUGGCAAAACUUUGCGCUCUCAUAUAACAGGACGAGUCUUUUCACCUUCAUAGGUGCGGCGCGUGGAGAUAUUGACAGUGAUUUCAGAUCGAGGUUAAUGAGUUACUGUAGGAACGAGUCGGACUCGUGCCGAGUUGUGGACUGUGCAGUAAUUCCCUGCUCUAACGGUUCAUCAGAGAUUCAAAAAGCACUUCUGAGUUCGGAUUUCUGUUUACAGCCGAAAGGAGAUAGCUUGACUCGGCGGUCUGUUUUCGAUUGCAUGGUGGCCGGUUCAGUGCCGGUUUUUUUCUGGCGGCGAACGGCUUACACUCAGUACCAGUGGUUUUUGCCUGAAGAUCCGGGGGGUUAUUCAGUGUUUAUAGACCCGGAAGCAGUGAGAAAUGGGACGGCUUCCAUUAAGGAUAUUUUGAAGAGUUACAGUAAAGAUCAAGUGAGGAAAAUGAGGGAAAAAGUAGUAGAGACAAUUCCAAGAAUAGUGUAUGCAAGGCCAAGUGGAGGUCUUGGGACUGUGAAGGAUGCAUUUGAUAUUGCAAUUGAAGGAGUAUUGAAGAGGGUCAAGGACGAAAACGAAUGGAAGGAAUACGUUGAUUUACACAGUUGAAGAUGAUGAGUUCUAGUUUGGGAGAUUUAAUGAAUGUUGUGAAGUGUAUAAAUGUUUCACUUGAUUGAAUCUAUAUACAUAUACUGUCAUAAAUACAGGGACUAAGUUUGAAGCCAGACGGGUAAUUCUGUUAGGCCGGUGCCACGAUUCUCAUAUUUCAGAAUCAGUUUAGGUUGCUGGAUGAUGGAGAGUUCUGAUUUUAUACAUAUAUUAUCAAAUAUUUUUAGAGAUUUGUGUUGAGAUCAGAGGGAAAAGUGAGGUUCAAGUGUUGUUAUCUGCCGGUAAGAAGUUAUGUUGAUCAGAUUUUGGCAAUUCUUUUCUGAAUUUGUCUUUCAGUUCCAUGUACUGAAAUAAGGUUUCAUAUAGAUCAACAUUUCAUCUUGUUAUUCAUCUUUAUUACUUCCGACUUAAUGCAGACAUUUCAUUUGGUAGCUUGUAA